Molecule: messenger RNA, 305 nt
Organism: Meloidogyne enterolobii
Lineage: Eukaryota; Metazoa; Nematoda; Chromadorea; Rhabditida; Meloidogynidae
Source: the annotation of a GenBank genome assembly
CACAACGUGUCAAUGAUUAUCCCGAAAAUCUCCCUGCUUGUUCACCAGCCUGUCAUUCUAGAAAUGCGACAAUGACACAAUUUCCUAAUUUAAAAAAUAUCGAUGGAUUAAGAAAUGAAUAUACUGACAAUAUGUAUAAAUAUGCAGAUAGACUUACUUGUACUCCUACUAAAGACUGUGAAUCAGAAUUUGUGUUUUGUGAUCGUUCUAAUGAUGCUCCCAUAUGUGUUUCAAAGGCUCGUUUAGGAGGACACUGCGGCGGAUUUUCUAAUGGCAAGUUAACAAAGACAAACAUAUUGUAUUAA